Messenger RNA from Mytilinidion resinicola, 1523 nucleotides. RefSeq lists its product as uncharacterized. The coding region runs from base 1 to 1245 and encodes 414 amino acids. The record is from RefSeq and is a predicted model, not a curated record. Lineage: Eukaryota; Fungi; Ascomycota; Dothideomycetes; Mytilinidiales; Mytilinidiaceae. Gene Ontology annotation, cellular component: mitochondrion. The transcript has 3 exons.
AUGUCAAAACCUUUGACCUUCCUCUAUCCUAUUUUCUACCGCUCAGUCCGACCCGCAUCGCAAAAAAGUCCACCGUUGAAGCAAUCUCGGUCGCAUUCCCACUCCAUCUCCACCACAACACGCCGCCGAGAGGUGAGACCAGAGCGGUAUGGGACUGCUCUUGGAGGCGGUGACAUUCCGGUAGUGUCGUCAGACACUCAAGCGCCGAUAGCGCCAGCAAAAGCAGGGAGUUCACAGACGAAGGAGUCGCAAAACGCUCCUCCCGCACCGCCUCCGGAAGAGAAUCCCGUAAAAGCUUCAAAGACGGAGGAAUUGGAUAGCGCCGAGUCUACACCAUCAACACCGACACCAGACGCGCCUCUAGUUGCGCAAUCCAACCCUCUGGAAAAUGUUCUGCGUCUUCCGUCGCCGAGUGAAGAAUCAAAGAAAGCGCCCCACCUCCAGGCCCCACGUUAUGUGCACCACGUACGUAUUUGCGUGGUCAAGUUUUUGCUGAGCUAUGCUAAUGCCUCAAAGUUUGACACAUACGGUCUAGUAAAAGACUUGGAAGCCUCAGGAUUCAGCCAGGGUCAAUCAGUGUCCAUCAUGAAAGCUGUGAGGGGUAUAUUGACGGACAACAUGGAGCUUGCGAGGGACGGCUUGGUUAGCAAGAGCAAUGUUGAGAACGAAACAUAUCUCUUCCGCGCAGCGUGCAGCGAACUCCGCACUGAAAUCGCGAACAACCGCAACACCGAGACGGAGAAGAUGCGGACAGCGCGCACCAACUUACAACACGAGGUUGACAUUUUAAAUCAGAGAAUGACACAGGAGAGUCUCACACUGAAAGACGAACUGAAAGGUAUGUUCGAUGACCGCAAGAUGGCAGUGCGUACGGAGCAGCGCAAUAUGGAAACAAAGAUUCAAGAACUAGGAUACAAGAUCACCGUCGCCUUGAACUCCGAUGCGCGAAGUGAAGUCGAGGGCUUACGCUGGGUUCUGACGCGAAGAGCUGCAAUUGCUAUUGGCAUAUCCGCGGCCUUAAUCCUAGGAACAUUACGAUACAGCAGCUAUAUGACUAAGACGCAGGAGGCAGAACGAAAGAAGUUGAAAGAGGAGGCUCGACAUGCAGACUCGGAGAGGGCGAGCCCGUCAAAUGGGGAUCAUGGAUCUGCGGGUACAAACGGGUCUCCAAAAGCCCCGGUCCUUGGCGGAGAGGCCCUUGGGGGUGAGCUACUUGUCGGCGAGGGAGGAGUCCAGUUGGGUUGAUGCUGUGCGCCACCUAGCUGAAAGCGCGAAUUUGUACGUCUGAAGUACAGCACUACGACUCCAAUCGUCAAGUGUGAGAUGCUACAAGGUCUUCUCAAAACGUAGAAAGAUGGACAACGAUUUUUCUUCAUCACGUCUCCUAAGGUAGCCUCGCAAGGUAACUGACAAUCAAGAGCAGUCGAGCAGGCCUGAAUUGCACCGCAGCAAGAUUCGCACCCGGUUCACAUUUUUAAUCGUGCCCUGAAGCACCUCAGACGGUGGUGGGCUGUGGUCAAAAU